CUGCAGGCUGGAAGCUGCAGUCCUCGCCGACAGGUCAGAGGUUAAGUUUCCUCUAAGAGCUCUGCCGGCCGUGCAAACUUUCUCAUCCUUCCUCCGUUUGUUGGGUCGCCUUGUUUGAGCCAUGGGCUUGAGAUCAGCACUGAGAAGCCUUCUGCUUUUCAUUUGGAUUUCAGAACAAUGGGCAAAGAUAACCGCAGAUAACUGCACCAACUACCGUCUGCAGUUUGAGCGGGUUUUCUCUGUUCCUGGAGAUGUGGCCAUGCUGAACAGCACCCUGGUGUCUCCGGACGUGUUCGACUACAAAACUGUGCCGUACAACAUCACAUGGUGGAACUUGAAAACAGGACAGGAGAUGAUCAACCAGACGGACAAAGUCUUUGUUCUGAGGGAGACCAUGUGGUUUCUGAAUGUAACACUGGAGGACGACGGGGAGUAUGUGACCAUACUGAGAACUCCUUGUCACUGCUACAUGCAAUCCACUAAGCUGUUGGUGGAGAUGCCAGCCUCUGGGGAGUGUGGGAGGCCACAGAAAGCCUAUCAAGAGCUUACUAAAGGAGUAGCAGACACACUGAACUGCCCCCUGAUGGGGUACAUCAAGAAACUGCACAGCUACAACAUCUCGUCUUCAAUCAGUUGGUAUAAAGGUUGUGACCUCGUAGCUGAUGGAACUGACAAGUACACCUACCGGGGUCAGACCCUGCUGUCCUUCGACAUGGUUGAUUCCCAUGAUGAUGGCUACUACACCUGCACUCUGACUUUCUCCCUCGGGGGUUUCAGAGGAUCAGUGUCGGAGACCAUUGUAGCCCCAGUCAUAGGGUCCAAUUUUACCAAAAAGUGCCUGGUGUUUGUGCCAGGUCCUGGGAUGUCCUUUGUUGAUGUCACUUGGUCGGCCGGAAAAGACUACAUUCUCAAUACACAACCCUCUGAGCGUAUCUACACAUCCGGACAGCGCAUCUGGACCCAAGAUGAUCCCAAAGGGUUUUGGUUUGAGACGCACCUCUCUUUCACCGAAUUAAGAGAUGAAGAUUUCAACAUCAACUACACCUGCAGAGCGCACAGUUUCAGAGGAUAUCCUGAAGCCUUUUUUACUUUGGUCCCAGCAGAUCCAAACAUCAUACUUCCCAUCGGAUGUGUUCUCGGCGGUGUCAUGGUUCUCUUCAUCGCCACUGUUACUGUCUACUACAUUUUCAGGGUGGAUUUAGUGCUGUGGUUCAGAAGAGCUUUCCCAAUCCUCUAUGCAAACAAAGAUUUGGAUGGAAAAGUGUUUGACGCCUAUGUGGCGUACCCACAGCAGUACGCCUUUGGCUUCAGAGAGGAAGUUGAGAAAUUUGCUCUGCAGACGCUGCCCCAAGUGUUGGAAAAAGCUUGUGGCUACAAACUCUUCAUAGCGGGCCGGGACUGCCUGCCUGGACAAUGCAUGGUGGACUCUGUGGAGGAGAACAUUCAAGCCAGUCGCCGCUUCCUCCUGCUCUACACCGCCUCCACCUUCAUCUCCCACAGACACACAAGCAGCACCAGCAAUAACAACAACAUUUUCAAAAGCGACGAUGAAAGUGUCGACGCCGAGAGCAAGAUGUGUGAAAGCAGCACGGAUUUUGACAGCGGAGGGUACACGGACACACGGCAGCACCUGGAAUGUGUGGCGGCCAUGCACAGAGCACUGCUGGAGAGAUCACUGAAGGUGGUUCUGGUUGAGCUGGAAGAGAUCUCCUCGGAUCAGCUGUCUCUCUUCCCAGAGUCGGUGCAGCACCUGAGGAAGAAGCAGGGCGCUGUGUGUUUGUGGAAAGAAUUCAAGACCAGACAGAAAUGGAGGACCCUUUUGAUGACGAGAAAAGAUGAAGGACUGAGAAAGGACUCACUGUUAUCCGCAUCCUCCUGCUCUUCCUCCAGGUUUUGGAAAGAAAUAAGAUAUCAUAUGCCUGUCAGAGGCAAGAGGGUGGCAUAUCCAGAGAAAACCACUCUGUUGAAUGUAUGAAAACUGUUUUUUUUUUCUUAGAAAACGUUCCACAGUUUAACUCCUCAUGCACAGAACAAUUCAGAUUUGAACUGAUUUGUCACAGGGAUGAAGAGGAGCAGAUCUUCAGGUAGUAGAGCAGAUGCGCCUCUAAAGAACAUCCAUGUCACGGCAAAAGAAUCAGCUACUUUUGAUGCUAUCACUUUAAAGCUGUUUAUAUCUGGUUAAAAAAAGAAAAGUUCCACUAUUAAUAUGUUUCUAAAAUAUAGUGAAACCAAAGUGGCCUGUCGAGGAACAGCAGAUUCACCAGCAGACUGAUCUUAAUGUUUGAGCUCUCCAGAGUUUGAACACGUGUAGGAGUUCUUGGUGCAAGUUCAUGCUCGUUUCAGAAAUGUAAAAACUGUAAAAAAUAUGUACAAAGCUUAUAAAAACUGUGAAUAUUUCACUAAAUAACAUUGAUGAUGUUAAGUUGCUAUAUUUGAGCAAUGUGAAAAUGCAAGUUAUGUUGGAAAGCAAAUUCUCAUUACAUGAAAGCAAUGCACGACUGCUUUACAGUAAAGACUGCUUUGAAUUGCUGUGAAUAAACUGAAAAUAUAUUGUU
Molecule: messenger RNA, 2555 nt
Organism: Oryzias melastigma (Indian medaka)
Lineage: Eukaryota; Metazoa; Chordata; Actinopteri; Beloniformes; Adrianichthyidae
Product: interleukin-1 receptor-like 2
Biological process (GO): signal transduction
Molecular function (GO): interleukin-1 receptor activity
Source: RefSeq, a predicted model, not a curated record